Drepanopeziza brunnea f. sp. 'multigermtubi' MB_m1 is the source of this 705-nucleotide messenger RNA. RefSeq lists its product as uncharacterized. Gene Ontology annotation, biological process: regulation of Ras protein signal transduction; regulation of proteolysis. The record is from RefSeq and is a predicted model, not a curated record. Lineage: Eukaryota; Fungi; Ascomycota; Leotiomycetes; Helotiales; Drepanopezizaceae. Gene Ontology annotation, molecular function: phospholipid binding; peptidase inhibitor activity.
AUGGCGCUUGAUGCAUCCUUCCAAAACCUACUCGCCUCGCUGGCAGCAGCAAACCUUGCCCCGGGCUCCACAGCCCUCAUACCAAAAGACUUCACGCCAAGCGUCCACCUUAACCUCACCUACGGGCAUCAGAAAGUCUCGCUCGGAAACGUCCUCCGGACAAGCGAGACGACGACGGCUCCCAUCGUGACCUUCGACAGCGAGGUGUAUUGUUGUGUGGUUGUGUGGUUGUGUGGUCCACCCCAUCCCCCCCGUCCAAGCCCAAAACCCCCCUCUCAAAGUCAACAUCAAAAUGAGUGUAAGAGUGAUUCGAGCCUGACGAGAUUGCAUAUGUCCGUGAGAAAGAAGGCAGACGGUACAUCGUACACCCUCCUGCUCGUCGACCCCGAUGCGCCCACGCCCGAAGACCCCAAGUUCGCGUACUGGCGCCACUGGAUCGUGACCGGGCUCACGGGCAGCACGUCGCAGGAUGCCGCGCUCGCUGCAACGGCAUACCUUGGUCCGGGGCCGAAAGACGCUACGGCGUCGCCCCAUCGGUAUCUCUUCCUCCUCUUCCGGGAGCCCGCAGGCUUCAAGUUCGCGAGAGGGGAGGUCGGCGGUGAUGCAUUUGUCGAGAGGAGGUCGUUUGAUGCGGCUGGGUGGGCCGCGGGGCGGGGGUUGGUGCUUGUGGGCGUAGAGUGGUUUUCGGGGGUUGGCGAUUUGUAG